CAGGGGGAUUCGAUUUUGCGACGUUAACGCAAAACGACCCACAACAACAUGGACGAAGACGCUAGGGAUGUUAGCAACGGCAAAGAGCACCAGAAAGGUGGGCCCACUGUAGACCAAAACGGUAAGCAAGAGGACAUCUCUGGAUGGCUGAUGAAGAGGAAUAAGUUGACGAGACAGUGGAGACGGCAGUGGUUCCACCUGAAGGGCUGCGACUUGCAGUACGGAGACUCGGCCGAGAAGCUCAGUAAAACCAUCCCACUGACAGGAGCUCAGAUUAAAGAAGCCAAUGUCGGAAAGCCUCACGCCUUCUCGGUGAAACCGCGGGACAGCGACAGAGUGUACCUGUUCCACGCGGACAGCGAGCAAGAACAGCGCCAGUGGGUGGAGGCCAUCUGCUUAGCACGAAUGUCUGGCACUGACGGGGACCAAUCACAAGCCUGCGUCAUACAGUGACUGGGGCUUUAGGUGUGACAGUGCGAUUUUUGGGUGGAAAUACAUUCCAACAUGAACUUAUGGCUGUGGUUAGCCUGAUAAGAUUGCCACUUCUAGUGGCCUUCGGAAUGAAUGGGAUAGCUUGGACCAAUGUCCCAUCUGACUCUCCUUGUCAAGUUCAUUGUUUUAUCAAGUCAUUUUUGAAAAUUUUACAGAGGUGAAAAUAUUGUGUUAGGUGACACCAGAACUCAAAUGCAGUCUACUGAAAUUGAGAACAAGUAACACUCAUUGAUAUUGAUGAGUCCUCUGGCAAAUAUUGUUAUUACUGCAGAAAACUGCAGUUCAGCAAUUAAUUUUAUGAUUGAAUACGACAGUGUUAUUUUUGCCCCACUGUAGCAUGUUUUUUGUUUUGUUUUUUUUACAUUGCAGACUAAAAAUUCGAGGAAAAGGAGUCAGCUUUAGACACAAGAAAGGAUAUCUUGAUACCUUGAAUCAAUGCCUUCCAUUGAAUAAAAACUACCAAAGCUAUUUCAAGAUACCAGUAGGUUCUGGCAUCAUCUACCCUGUGACUGGGGAAAUGUGUUUCCUAACCACAGUCAAAGCUUGUGAACUGCUGCAAGUGUUAUGAUAAACUGAUUAGGAGACUGAUUUGAUACUACAUGUAGUAGCUUUUAUGAUCAUGAUGUUUGUAAGAAAUGCUCUGUUGUCAUUUUGAUGUGAAGUAGGUAGAGUUACCGGUAGAUUUGUCUGAGGAACAUACUGAUUGUUCUCAGUGUUGACAUUUAUUUAGAGGUCACCAAAAAGGUUAAAGAGAAACUUCCCUGUUCCGACAAUCAACAAUUGUUUUAGUUCUUUUGUAGUCCAUGUUAUGUACAUGUAUAGAUAUGUGUAUAGAUUGAAGUGUCAAACACACAAAAAUUCAUUAAGAAUUUAUUUAAUCAAUUUAGACUCAAAUCAGGAGAUGGUUACAAUAUCUUAAUUGACAAUUGAAUGUUCAGUAGUGUAAGCACAGACAUGACUUCUCAUAAUAUUCCAAGAUCAAUGUGAAUAUGUAUUAAAUUCUAUUUUCAAUAAGUCAAAUAAACACCUGUACCUGUUUGACAACAAAAUGCUCAAGCAUAGAAGA
Molecule: messenger RNA, 1558 nt
Organism: Branchiostoma belcheri (Belcher's lancelet)
Lineage: Eukaryota; Metazoa; Chordata; Leptocardii; Amphioxiformes; Branchiostomatidae
Product: PH domain-containing protein DDB_G0274775-like
Exons: 2
Coding region: 49-453 (134 amino acids)
Biological process (GO): endosome organization; receptor recycling; retrograde transport, endosome to Golgi
Cellular component (GO): early endosome; recycling endosome; trans-Golgi network
Source: RefSeq, a predicted model, not a curated record